Panicum virgatum (switchgrass) is the source of this 483-nucleotide messenger RNA. Its product is annotated as probable calcium-binding protein CML25/26. The coding region runs from base 1 to 480 and encodes 159 amino acids. The record is from RefSeq and is a predicted model, not a curated record. Lineage: Eukaryota; Viridiplantae; Streptophyta; Magnoliopsida; Poales; Poaceae. The transcript has a single exon. Gene Ontology annotation, molecular function: calcium ion binding.
AUGGCUGCCGCGGCGGCGGCGGCGGCGUUGUUCGAGGCCCUGGACAAGGACGGCGACGGUAAGGUGUCCGCGUCCGAGCUGGGCGGCGGCAUGGCGGCCUCGCUGGGAGAGGAAGAGGCCGCGGCGGCCGUCGCGGCGGCGGACGCCGACGGGGACGGCCUGCUGGACCGCGGCGAGUUCCUCAGGCUGGCCCGCGAGGCAGCGGAGGCCGCCGCCGCCGACGCGGAAGGCAGGCGGCGGUGCCUGCGGGUGGCGUUCGGGAUGUACGCGGACGACGCGCCGUCGGAAGCCGGCGGCGGGGGAGGGCAGUACAUCACGCCGGCGAGCCUGCAGCGGAUGCUCAGCCGUCUGCUGGGAUCGCAGCAGCAGCAGCUGGCCCUGGACGAGUGCAGGGCCAUGAUCUGCAGGUUCGAUCUCGACGGCGACGGCGUCGUCUCUUUCGAGGAGUUCAGGGUCAUGAUGCAUGACGGUCUCAUUUGAUAC